CCAUGCGGUUCCUCGCUCUCCUCCCGCUCUUGGCAAUGCCUGUCCUUGGCGCAAUUGGUAGUCUAUGCAAAGCCGAGAAGGUUACCGGAACCUGCCAGACGAUAAGUUGGUGCAAAGGGCGCAAGGGACGGCAGCCCGUCACCGGCGCAUGCCCCAACGACCCGGACAAUGUCAAGUGCUGCAUCGUUCCCGAAUGUGAGGGUGAUGUAGGCAUGGGUUGCUUCUUGGAAUCCGAGUGCUACACUUAUACUCAUCCGUUAGUCAACUUCUAUCUGAUGCCGAGUAUGAAAAUCGAGUCCGCGCAAUGUUUACUAACGAUGCCCUUUUUUUGCCGAAUCCAGGGGCCUGUGUCCGGGGCCGAGCAACUACAAGUGUUGCGCAAUUCCUUGAACUUUGGUCACUAG
Messenger RNA from Pyricularia pennisetigena, 404 nucleotides. RefSeq lists its product as uncharacterized. The coding region runs from base 3 to 404 and encodes 133 amino acids. Lineage: Eukaryota; Fungi; Ascomycota; Sordariomycetes; Magnaporthales; Pyriculariaceae. The record is from RefSeq and is a predicted model, not a curated record. The transcript has 3 exons.